Messenger RNA from Gambusia affinis (western mosquitofish), 3514 nucleotides. RefSeq names its product homeobox protein Dlx3b-like. The record is from RefSeq and is a predicted model, not a curated record. Gene Ontology annotation, biological process: regulation of transcription by RNA polymerase II; epithelial cell differentiation; embryo development. Bases 347 to 1351 code for a protein of 334 amino acids. NCBI's taxonomy places the organism in Eukaryota, Metazoa, Chordata, Actinopteri, Cyprinodontiformes, Poeciliidae. The transcript has 3 exons. Gene Ontology annotation, molecular function: RNA polymerase II cis-regulatory region sequence-specific DNA binding; DNA-binding transcription factor activity, RNA polymerase II-specific.
GCGCGCGCGGCUCCCGGCUCAUGAAGAGGCUUAUGUGCGUUUCUGCGGGGAGGAGAAGGGAGCCAGACAGGCGACAGUGAACACGGUCUUGGCUUUAGGGCACAGGCUCGGGAGCCAAUGAGAAGCAGACAUCCACUCCUCUCUGUCCUGCCUGGCUUGGCUCAGCUCGGCGCGCCCUGUAAUUAGGAGCUCUUGCUGGGUUGGGCGCCGCCCGCCACGGUGGACAGCCUGGCUGGCUGCUGCGUCAAGGGAGUUUGGGAACGCCAGCUCCACACUGACUGAGGGCAGCAGGAGUUUAGAGCGAACGGGGCCAAAUCCAAAAGCGGCCGACAAGAUCGCUUUUAAAAUGAACGGUCAAUCGUCACCUGUCUUUGAGGAGAAGAAACCGUCUCUGCCCGGCGUGACGGGGAGCUCCAUCUCCGCCAAGGACUCCCCCCCGACCCUGCCGGAGUCCUCCUCCGCCGACGCGGGCUUCUACGGCGGGCAGAGCGCGCUGCACGACUCGCAGGACUUUUACGCGGCGCAGCAGCCGUACGGAGCUCCGCACAUGAACCCGUACACCUACCACCACCACCACCACUACAACCUGAACGGCAUGGCGCCCAGCGGCGCGUACUCGGUGGGCAAGGCGGAAUACCCGUACCCGCAUGCGGCGUACAGAGAUCACGGAGCCUUCGGUAGGGAGGUGCAGACGGCGCUGCAAGAAGGUGUGAAAGAGGAACCGGACCUGGAAGUCCGGAUGGUCAACGGGAAACCCAAGAAGGUCCGCAAACCACGGACCAUCUACUCCAGCUACCAGCUGGCCGUGCUGCAGAGGAGAUUCCAGUCGGCCCAGUACCUGGCCCUGCCGGAGCGGGCCGAACUGGCUGCUCAACUGGGCCUCACCCAAACGCAGGUUAAGAUCUGGUUCCAGAAUCGACGCUCCAAAUUCAAGAAGCUCUACAAGAACGGCGAGUUUCCGCUCGGCGACAUGCCCUGUGAACAUAGCCCAGACGCCAGCGACUCCAUGGCCUGCAACUCUCCCCCGUCCCCGGCCGUGUGGGACAACGCCUCUGGCAACAGCAGCAACAACAACAACAACAGCAGCAACACAAACGGCAGCAUCAGCGGCAUAAGCAGCAUCAAUGACACAAACGGCGGCGGCCUCAAGAACAGCGCAAUACUGGAUCCCGCCAGCAGGGGUCCGUAUCAGCCCCCGAUCAGCUCCUCUCCUGCGUACAUGGAGGACUUUACGCAGCACAACUGGUACCAGCAGCAGGGGGAGCACUUAGGCCUGGCGCAGUCAGGCCAGAUACACCACACGCCGCCAACAGCGCCAUCAGAUGCACAGAGCAUGCGAGCCAUCUACUGAGCCACCAGUCUGGACGCUCAGCAGCAUUGGUGCUGAAAAACCAGACCUUUUGUGUGUUUUUCUCCUCUUGAGAGGAAUUUCAGCAUUGCUGUAACCCCAAAUAACCUGACAGAGAACAGACUCAAGCAAUGACUGGUAGAAACUACAAAUAUAUGAAUCUUUCCUCCAUUUCUCCCAAGUCGGACUGAUAUUUUUUGGGGAGAUCACGUGGAUUGAAGUGUUUUUGCACUGCUUAGUCUGAUAAUAUUUUGUGAAUUAGUUCUUUUUUUUUUCUAUUUGAAAUUUCUCCGUAUUUAACGUAAAAAAACUUUUAAUUAUUUGGUCAUUCCAACAAAUUAUGUUCUGGAUUCGUCCUCUGUCUGUUCCCUACUGAAACAACGUGCUACUGAAACUCACUGCUGGACUUUACCAAACAUAAAGACUAUCAAGGUAAACCUUUUUUUUUCUAUCGGUUUGAAAAAAAAAAAAGAACUCAGUACAGAUUGAUGGACUCGUCUUUGUGUUCAACUGACUCAAACUAAGAUUUCCUUAUUUAUUUCUCAUAUAUAUCCUCCUGUAUAGAAACACUGCAAUCAAAUGUAAGUACUGUCACAAUGUUGAAACCUUGUGUGUUUAGGGAAAAGAGUCUCAGCUUCCAACUGAGACGGUAGCUCGGUUUCUAAAUGUCAAGCAAGUUUCGAGCAAACCUUUAAAACAAAGAUGAAGAAGGAAGAAACAAGUGUUUCCAUUUACUGGUUUGGUGCGAAUCAAAGUGUGACGUCGUCAGGCGUCGAUGCUACGUAUGGCUGCAGACCAGCAUGGACCGGACAGCUCAGAAAAACAGGGAGAGAGUCCUCCCGUCUGCGCUGGAGGUUUGGACUGGCAGAGUUUGUUACGCUGGAACCUAUUCUGCAAACGUGUCUCCAUCUCCCUCUGAGUGAAUUAACUCUUUUUGCCUGAAAAAACGCGAGGAAGUUAUUUUGAGUUUGCUGUUUCCAUCCACCGUUUCUAGAGUGAUACUUCAAAAAGUGGCAUUAAAAAUUGUUAAUGGAAAACCAACUAAUUACUCAAUUACUUGUAUUUGCUACAAAGUAGAAUAAGAGGUGGACAGUGAAACAACAACAACAAAAAAACCCCCACCAGCAACAGGUUGGGGAGGGGUUUCUGUACUCAUGGUUCCUCUGUUGUUUUGUGCUUGAACAUUGAACAGCACUGAUCAACCCAGUCUAUUUGUAUUGGUGAACAUCCACAACAGCAGCUUACUUUAGCAUUGAAGCUCAUUUUUAGCAUCAGAACUCUGGGUUCCAAUCGAUGGGCAGACUUUGGCCGGCCCUGUUAAUAUCUUUUCUAACAAUGAUUUUGGGUAUAAAGCUAAAUAUGUCCUCCAACUCAGUUGAGGACAAGUCCUGCUGGUGGUGACGGCCAAACGGCAGGGACUAAGUGAUAACACCAAAACUGUGUUUCUAAGGGACGAAUUGUUAAUCAAAGGCUCAUUAUAACAGAAUAUGAGUCAUUCAUUCUGCCUGUCAGAAAUGUCCUUUUCUGAGUCAAAUUUAAUUUCUUCUCGAAGCCGUCAUGAUAUUUGGAAUUUGUCCUUAUCUGUCGUGCUGCCCUUCAGGGGAACUUUAAAAUCUCUCACCUGACGCCUCGCCUGGUGCUCCUCGUGUCACCAUCUCUCUUUCUCUGCCUCUCCAUUCACUUCUCUCACCGAGAGCACAUCUUAACACAAGCGGUUUGAUGUUCAAACAAAAGGGGCUGGAAAGUUUUCCAACAAUCGCCCAGACUUCCCCCUUCAGAGAAAAACACGAAUUGGCUGGAGAAAAUUAUUCACAAACAGGAGAAGAGUUCUCCUGAAGGAUGAGGCAAACUCUUUGCAUGUAAUAUGGACCCGCCUGGAGCUGUGGAGACGCUCCUGUUAGCAUGAGGAGAAUAAAUAUGUUUGAGUCUUUAUUAUUUAAACAGACUUAAGAACAACUUGUCUUUAAUUAAGUCACCUUGACUGAAUUUCUAGACAAAAAAGGGAACAUGAAGACAACUGCUUUCUGUGGUCACAUUUAACAGUAAUUUGUCCCAAAGAUGCUACGCUAGCCAGUCUUUUAGCCUGUACCAAACAUACUGUAAAGCAUUUCAUGUAAAUAUUAUGUGAAUAAAUUAAACAAGGAACACAUUUGCACAUUGAUUCAU